This is a messenger RNA of Symbiodinium necroappetens, 1000 nucleotides long. The record is from the annotation of a GenBank genome assembly. NCBI's taxonomy places the organism in Eukaryota, Dinophyceae, Suessiales, Symbiodiniaceae.
GCGGUACCAUAACGUGAGGCCCGUGGUUCGGCUCUAUGACCGAGCAGGGCCCUUGGUGGGGGCUCGGGUGAAGAUGAGCGCGGAUCCAUACUUCGCCCUGCACCAAGGGAAAGCCCUCAUCUUGCAGGGGCGCAACAGGGAGGGCAAGACUACCAACUUCCAAGACUGUCUCACGGUCCAGCUCUUCGGCUACACGAAAACCCAGUACACCAUCAACACCAUCAUCAACACCUACACGGAGAAGCGGCGCCUGCGGGUCUUGCUACGCACUUGGGGUCUGCCGAUCGCCCCGAAGCCGUGCUACGUCAUUGUGGACAAUUUCGAGAAGCUUCUGAGGCGAUUUCCGGAAGAGGCGUUGAGUUGGGCGAACUCCUUGACCAACACUCAGGUUCAAGGAAACUCAGCGCUCCUAUUGAGCCACGUCCUCAGUGAGCAGAAAGUUGAGGACUCGUUUCCGGAUGCAACCGAGCUGAGACAGAACUGCAUGAUCAAUGCCCCGCUGCCAACAAACAUGCUGCAGCGACGGCACAGCGGUCUGGUGGCAAAAGGGACAAACAUGGAGCCUCCCUCCGGCGAGGGUGCGGACAUUGACCUGGAGCUCUUCGGCAAGUGCGGCCGGAACAUCGGGCUGCACAAGCAGGUGCUUGCCGAGAGCAAGAGUGGCGCUAUCGAGAAGGGCAUGGAGGCGACCUUCAUCCGAAAGCAGAUCGCGCGCUGGGAGGUGGACUUUCAUAUCCCGUAUCCCUUCAAGUAUGACGCCAGGACCUUCACGCCGGAGGAAGUGGAGGAUCGCAUGAAGAUCGCUACGAGAUGCUGGAAGUACUUCGGCGAGAUGCAGGUUCUCGACGCCAUGGAGCCCAAGUGGACGAGGAUGCUGGUGAGCGCCGGAGCUUCAGAGCCAGUGGCGAUGUCCCUGGCGGAGCACAUCCGUUGCCUCAUCGGCAACCCAGUGCCACAGAACGAGCAGGGCGAGGGCAUUGCACAGGACUCAUGCGUGUGA